Molecule: messenger RNA, 1942 nt
Organism: Malus domestica (apple)
Lineage: Eukaryota; Viridiplantae; Streptophyta; Magnoliopsida; Rosales; Rosaceae
Source: RefSeq, a predicted model, not a curated record
GAUUCAUUUGAUAUCCCAAAAACCUCUAUAGCUUCUUGUAUCCCAAACAUCUCGAGCUUCUUGUACACCAAAUUAGGUAUUCACUAUGGAAUUCAGAGUUCACUUGCAAGCUGAUAAUGAGCAGAAAUUUUUUCAAAACCAGAUGAAACCCGAACCUGAAGCCUCUUACUUGAUUAAUCAAAGACGGUCUGCAAAUUACAAGCCAAAUAUUUGGAAGAACGAUUUCCUAGAUCAAUCUCUUAUCAGCAAAUACGAUGGAGAUGAGUAUCGGAAGCUGUCUGAGAAGUUAAUAGAAGAAGUUAAGAUUUAUAUAUCUGCUGAAACAAUGGAUUUAGUAGCUAAGUUGGAGCUCAUUGACAGCGUCCGAAAACUAGGCCUCGCGAACCUCUUCGAAAAGGAAAUCAAGGAAGCCCUAGACAGCAUUGCAGCUAUCGAAAGCGACAAUCUCGGCACAAGAGACGAUCUCUAUGGUACUGCAUUACACUUCAAGAUCCUCAGGCAGCAUGGCUAUAAAGUUUCACAAGAUAUAUUUGGUAGAUUCAUGGAUGAAAAGGGCACAUUAGAGAACCACCAUUUCGCGCAUUUAAAAGGAAUGCUGGAACUUUUCGAGGCCUCAAACCUGGGUUUCGAAGGUGAAGAUAUUUUAGAUGAGGCGAAAGCUUCCUUGACGCUAGCUCUCAGAGAUAGUGGUCAUAUUUGUUAUCCAGACAGUAACCUUUCCAGGGACGUAGUUCAUUCCCUGGAGCUUCCAUCACACCGCAGAGUGCAGUGGUUUGAUGUCAAAUGGCAAAUCAACGCCUAUGAAAAAGACAUUUGUCGCGUCAACGCCACGUUACUCGAAUUAGCAAAGCUUAAUUUCAACGUAGUUCAGGCCCAACUCCAAAAAAACUUAAGGGAAGCAUCCAGGUGGUGGGCAAAUCUGGGCUUCGCAGACAACUUGAAAUUUGCAAGAGAUAGACUGGUUGAAUGUUUCUCAUGUGCUGUGGGAGUAGCAUUCGAGCCUGAGCACUCAUCUUUUAGAAUAUGUCUUACCAAAGUCAUCAACUUAGUACUGAUCAUAGACGACGUCUAUGAUAUUUAUGGCUCAGAGGAAGAGCUAAAGCACUUCACCAAUGCUGUUGAUAGGUGGGAUUCUAGGGAAACUGAGCAGCUUCCAGAGUGUAUGAAGAUGUGUUUCCAAGUACUCUACAACACUACUUGUGAAAUUGCUCGUGAAAUUGAGGAGGAGAAUGGUUGGAACCAAGUAUUACCUCAAUUGACCAAAUGGGCAGAUUUUUGUAAAGCAUUAUUGGUGGAGGCAGAGUGGUAUAAUAAGAGCCAUAUACCAACCCUUGAAGAGUACCUAAGAAACGGAUGCAUUUCAUCAUCAGUUUCAGUGCUUUUGGUUCACUCGUUUUUCUCUAUAACUCAUGAGGGAACCAAAGAGAUGGCUGAUUUUCUUCACAAGAAUGAAGAUCUUUUGUAUAAUAUCUCUCUCAUCGUUCGCCUCAACAAUGAUUUGGGAACUUCCGUGGCUGAACAAGAGAGAGGGGAUUCUCCUUCAUCAAUCGUAUGUUACAUGAGAGAAGUGAAUGCCUCUGAAGAAACAGCUAGGAAGAACAUUAAGGGCAUGAUAGACAAUGCAUGGAAGAAAGUAAAUGGAAAAUGCUUCACAACAAACCAAGUGCCUUUUCUGUCAUCAUUCAUGAACAAUGCCACAAACAUGGCACGUGUGGCGCACAGCCUUUACAAAGAUGGAGAUGGGUUUGGUGACCAAGAGAAAGGGCCUCGGACCCACAUCCUGUCUUUACUAUUCCAACCUCUUGUAAACUAGUACUCAUAUAGUUUGAAAUAAAUAGCAGCAAGAAGUUUGCGGUUCAGUUCGUCAUGGAUAAAUUAAUCUUUACAGUUUGUAACGUUGUUGCACAAAGAUUAUGAAUAAAAAGUUGUAGUUUGUCGUUUA